Molecule: messenger RNA, 1527 nt
Organism: Ostrinia furnacalis (Asian corn borer)
Lineage: Eukaryota; Metazoa; Arthropoda; Insecta; Lepidoptera; Crambidae
Product: protein hu-li tai shao-like
Exons: 10
Cellular component (GO): cytoskeleton; postsynaptic density; plasma membrane
Molecular function (GO): actin filament binding
Source: RefSeq, a predicted model, not a curated record
AUCCAAACGGCAGCGAUGGCGGACACGGACACAGAGACGGUGCCGAACGGGAACGCGGCGCUCUCAGCUGAGGAGGAGGACGAGAGGAUGAAGCAACGGCCUGCGGAUAUUGAUGCUAUCAAAGACACAGAGACGGUGCCGAACGGGAACGCGGCGCUCUCGGCUGAGGAGGAGGACGAGAGGAUGAAGCAGCGACCCGCGGAUAUUGAUGCUGACGUCCGCGAAAUGGAGCGUCGCAAGCGCGUCGAGGCUCUCAUGUCUUCGAAGCUGUUCCGUGAGGAGCUGGAGCGAGUGCUGGACCAGCAAGCUCAUGAANCCCAUGAAGGAAGCGACGCGCCUCUCCUGCAGCGUAUAAGAGAGAUGGUUGGCGGGCGGCUGCAUACCGGCAGCCUCAGGGGUCCAGCCUGCGUGCUGCCCAUCAACGACAUCCGAGGCAUCGAGGGUGUGGGCUACGAGAAGGGCGAGAAGAUCCUCCGCUGCAAGCUGGCUGCGGUCUACCGGCUCGCUGACCUGUUCGGAUGGACGCAGACUGGCCUAGCCGGUCAGAUCACCGCGCGUCUGAACACCGCCGUGGAACAAGUCUUGACAACUCCUCGAGGACUCCUGCCUCAUGAGGUGACGGCUUCUUCGUUGGUGAAGGUUGAUAUGCAGGGUGUUGUGCAAGAUCAGGGCACCACUAACUUCCCCGUCAAUCAAGAGGGANCUCAUGAAGGAAGCGACGCGCCGCUCCUGCAACGCAUUAGGGAGAUGGUUGGCGGGCGGCUGCAUACCGGCAGCCUCAGGGGCCCAGCCUGCGUGCUCCCCAUCAACGACAUCCGAGGCAUCGAGGGUGUGGGCUACGAGAAGGGCGAGAAGAUACUCCGCUGCAAGCUGGCUGCCGUCUACCGACUCGCUGACCUCUUCGGCUGGACUCAGACUGGUCUAGCCGGUCAGAUCACCGCGCGUCUGAACACCGCUGUGGAACAAGUCUUGACAACUCCUCGAGGCCUCCUUCCUCAUGAGGUGACGGCUUCUUCGUUGGUGAAGGUGGACAUGCAGGGUGUUGUGCAAGAUCAGGGCACCACUAACUUCCCCGUCAAUCAAGAGGGAUUCUCCUUGCACGCGAGCGUUCACGCAGCGCGUCCCGACAUCCGCUGCGUGUUACAUCUUCGUGCACCAUCCGCUCUGGCCGUGUCAGCCACCACGGGCGGUGUGCUGCCGUUGUGCCACGAGGCUGCGCUGUUGGGACCCAUCGCCUACCAUGAUCCGCCUUACGGCGUCCUCGACAACGAGGAGCGCGACAAGCUGGUCCGCGCUCUCGGGCCGACCUCCACCGUGCUGGUGCUCAGCAGCGCCGGCGCCCUCUGCUGCGGAGCGACCCUCGAGGAGGCCUUCCACCAGGCGCGCCAUCUGGCGGCCGCCUGCGACGUCCAGCUGCGGCUGGCAGCCGUGCCUCGCGCCGAGUUGAAGCCGCUACACGCCGCCCAGCAGGCACAGGUGCGACACUAGGGCGGGACACUAGGGCGGGACACUAGGGCGGGACACUAG